Messenger RNA from Talpa occidentalis (Iberian mole), 5499 nucleotides. It is a transcript of the gene HFE, whose product is annotated as homeostatic iron regulator. The record is from RefSeq and is a predicted model, not a curated record. The transcript has 6 exons. Gene Ontology annotation, biological process: response to iron ion starvation; regulation of iron ion transport; positive regulation of T cell mediated cytotoxicity. Bases 126 to 1193 code for a protein of 355 amino acids. Gene Ontology annotation, cellular component: external side of plasma membrane. Gene Ontology annotation, molecular function: transferrin receptor binding. NCBI's taxonomy places the organism in Eukaryota, Metazoa, Chordata, Mammalia, Eulipotyphla, Talpidae.
UUGCAGUGGGCAGGAGGUUUUAUUUGCGAAGCCGGGAGCCAUGGCAAUGGCUCCGGUGACUUCUCUGGCCAAUCCCGUUUCCCCGCCCUGCAGAAGCACUGGCACUAGCGGUCCGAGCCAGGGAAAUGCGCCUGCGAGCUCAGCCCGCGCUGCUGCUCCUGAUUCUCCUGCGGACUUUGGCCGCCCAGGGCCGAUCGCCACGGUCACACUGUCUGCAAUACCUCUUCAUGGGCACCUCAGAGAGGGACCUGGGGCUGUCCCUGUUUGAGGCCUUGGGCUACGUGGAUGACCAGUUGUUCGUGGCUUAUAAUCACGAGACUCGCCGUGCUGAGCCUCGCGCCCAGUGGGUCUUGGGUGCGGCCACCAGCCGCCUGUGGCUGCAGCUGAGUCAGAGCCUGAAAGGGUGGGACCACAUGUUCAGCGUUGACUUCUGGACCAUCAUGGACAACCACAACUACAGCAAAGUAACGAAGCCAGGGGUAUUGCCAGAGUCCCACACGCUGCAGGUGAUCCUGGGCUGUGAAGUGCAAGAGGACAACAGCACCAGGGGCUUCUGGAAGUAUGGGUAUGAUGGACUGGACCAUCUUGAAUUCUGCGCUGAGACACAGGACUGGAAAGCAGUGGGGCCCGGGGCCCAGGUCACCAAGCUGGAAUGGGAAAAUACUAAGAUUCGGGCCAAGCAGAACAGGGCCUACCUCGAGCGAGACUGCCCGGAGCAGCUGCGGCGCUUACUGGAGCUGGGGAGAGGGGUUCUGGACCAGCCAGUACCACCUCUGGUGAGAGUGACUCGCCACGAAGCCGCUACAGGAACCACGCUGCGGUGUCAGGCUCUGAACUUCUACCCCCAGAACAUCACCAUGGUGUGGUGGAAGGACAGGCAGCCGCUGGCCACUGAGGACGGCACCCCUAAGAACGUGCUGCCCUGUGGAGAUGGGACGUUCCGGGCCUGGAUGGCUUUGACCGUGCCCUUUGGGGAAGAGCAGAGAUACUCCUGCAGGGUGGAACACCCAGGCCUGGAUCAGCCCCUCACUGCCCGCUGGGAGUCCUCGCUGCCUGACACCCUGGUCAUUGGCAUCAUCAGUGGGAUCGCUGUUUGUGUCAUCAUCUUUAUUGGGAUUCUGCUCAGAAUCUUAAGGAAAAGGCAGGCUUCCAGAGGAGCCAGGGGGGACUAUGUUUUAUCAGAAUAUGAAUGAAGUGACACCUGCAGGCCCCUGGUGGGAAAGAGAAACAGAGACUCAGAGAGAAGGGUGCACUGUGGCCUUCCUCAGGUUUCAAGACAGAGCUGGACCUAACAAAUAGAAACCGCCUGUGGAACUCUGUUCUUAGCCUUCCUCUUCACCCACAAAAAGUUACCCCCAUGUAGGUUUUUGAGUUCCUACAUAUUAAGGAUUCCUAGCUGUGACCUCUCCCCAGGAACUCACUAGAUCUCAGGAAUCUCAAGCUGCAUCUGGAGCCUGUCUUCAUUGCCUGCAUCACCUCAGACUCCAUAUGCCUACAUCUCAUCUCCUUCCUCUGGAGUAGGGCUUCUUAAAUUUGGGGGGCCCUCAUGAUUCCUUGCAACAGCUGAAAAUGCUGUGAACCUACUCAUCAGGACAUACACUCUCAUACCCCUACCAGAACUUUGCACACCCAUCCAGGCAUUUCUUAAACACUCAAGUUUUCUUUGAAUCCUUCCCCCUUCCCCUUUAUACAGUAGUUCAUUGACAAGCCCUUUGGUCUCUUCUAACAGAGAUGUAUCUGGGUCACUGUACAGCUGUGAAAGUUGUGCAUUGUACAACCCAAGGAAGCUCCUUUUACAGAAGCAUACUGUAUGUUUGUGUUAGUGAUUUAUAUAGGUUUAUCCCAAGGUUGUCUUCUCUCAAGUUUUGUUGUCUUUGUUUAGUCCUCCUGGACUAUCUGACUUCAUCUCUGGAGUGUGUUUUGGUUAGCACUUCACAGAAUUUACUAAGAAGCCUCUUUAACUCUCUUGAAGUCCCUGUCUGUACUGUCCCUGAAGCUGCCUAAUGAACCCUAACUUGACCUGGGACUCAUUAGGAUAGUUUUUCAGAAAGUCAGUGGGAUGUGUCUUGAAUAAUAUUUUUUUUUCUAAUUUGGAGAAAGGUGUCAUAGAUAUUUCUUCAGUUUAGUGAUGCCUUUGUAUUUAUCAAUAUAAUGCCUCUCUGGUGUCAGACUAGAAGCACCGACCAUAGUAAUUUUCUACUUGAUCUCUGCGGACCCUCUCUCCUUGUCUUGUUAAAGAAAAUUAUAAUAAGGAUGAUGAUGAUAUUAGUAAUAACGUUGCUGAUACUUAUCCAAAAACACUUAUCUGGUGCCAAACUCAGGUCUGAGCACCUGCUUAUAGGCAUUAUCUCAUGUAAUUCUUGCAACAAUUCUUUGAUGUAUCAAUAGGUAUUAGUAUCAAUAUUAGUAUUAUUAUUUUAGAUGAAGGAAGUACAGAGUCUGCCACAGUUUGCCAGGGAUAGAGACAGGUUUCAAACUCAGUCUGGCACUAUGAUCCAGCUCACAGAGCCCUGCAUUCAGAUGGUUUAGCUACCUGGAAUAAACGGAGAAAGGAGGAGAUAGCUCUUCUCUUGUUUUCUCCUAAUUUUUCAGGAACUUGACCCAAAUGCAGAAAAAACAGCAGAAAACAGUCUCAGCCAUGUUUCCUUCCAAAGUCCCUAGAAUGUGUCUCCCUAGCAUCUCCUGGCAUCUCUUUUAGGCACCCCCAGCACUGCGAUUGGUGGUGUCAACUAAUGGCUGUGUUGGGCCUCCCAGUGUCCUCCCUCCACCACAACCUCUGGAGUCAGGACCCUGGUGCCUUUAUCCUCCAAGAACUGGAGCAAUUUCAUAAUAAAGAUGGUUAACCGGAAGCUACCAGGUGGACUGGCAAAUUCCUGGGGUCCCUGUGACUGCUUCUCAUCCCCUACUGGCACAUUCAAAUGAAUCUAACUAGAUCACUCAGGAAUUGUUACAGGGCGGGCUGAGGGGCACCUCAGGACCCUCAAACUACAUUCUCUAAAUGGAGUCUACCAGCCACCAUGUCAAGAUAAAACAUAGUCUAGUGUGUAAGACCUUCAAUACAAUUAAUGUGCAAUAAAGAGAAGAGAAAGAAUAUAUAUUGCUAGUUUAAAAGUUGUUUUUUUUUUUUUUUUCCAUGAAGCACCCAAAGUUAUGGGUAAAUGCCCAGCCAAACAGGAUUGGCUCAAAGCAGGACCACUAAGGCCUUGAAAGCUUGCUACCUUCUGGUGGGGACCAAUAGGAAAGGGACAGAAGGGACCAGACAAAUCUGGAAGGAAAAGAGCAAAAUAAAAUCCAAGUCAAGAUAAAAGCUGCCAAUGUCAGCCUCCCCACGGGUCUCUCACCUACAUCUCUGCCUCUUUUCAAGUUCCUCCUUCCAUGUCCCCCAUAGUCCCUUCUACAAAUCCAAGGCUGAGAAGCAAGUGCAGCUCCUUCACAUGUCUCUCUGCUCCAAGUGCCUCUUCCAGGUCUCCUUCUUGCUCUCCUUUGGCCUCCCUGUCUGCUCUAGCUCCCCAUCCCUGCUUAGCUCCUCCCUUCCAUAAGAUGGGGCAGGGAACCUGGAACCUCCCCUUUCCUUGGGGAUGACCCCAUUACAGGACUGGAUUCAGGGAAAGUCGUUCAUCUGACCAUAUUUAAAAGAGUACUAAUAUCACACCCUGAUGGCUGGUGUUUCUGCUGCUACAUUUAUUUGAUCACAUAACUGAGAACAAGGCAUUCUUCUGUCUUGGAGGAGGAGUUCCUCUAGAGAUGAAAUACUACUCAAAAGUUUAUUUUGUAUGUCUGGUUUGGGGGCAUGUGGAUCUCAACUAUUUUAUUUUAACCUUUUUUUCUGACUUCUUUACAGUAGUCAAAUGGCUAAAAGUACAUGUAACAUGUGCUUGUACAAAUGCUGAAUCAAAGCUAUUAUUCCAUUAGCCAGUGAUGUUAAUUGGUAUAUUUCCCCUUGAUAUUGCUACCAUAGACAUAGAAAAUUAACAAAUACAUAUAUUUUAAUUAAUGUAUAUUUGUAUUGCAUGAUUUUUCUGACGUACUCGUGCAUCCUAUGUGUAUACUUGAUCAUGCCAUUUGGAGGUACAUACUGCCAAUCUGUUUAUAUUUUGAUUUUAAGGAAAAUUUUAUUAAACUCCUGUAGCUGAAUUAAUUGCUUUUCUUAACUGUAGGGAUAUUAUUAUCUAUGUUGUAAACCAUUGGUCAUUGUACUUCCCAACCAAGCUGAAAGUACACUGACCAAUUUUUUCUCUUUCAAUAUUAUCUGAUACUCAAAGCAGACUGGCAAGGAGCUUCUCUUGCUCUUCUACCUUAUUAAGGAUAUGCUACAAUUCAUUAGGCAGAGGUUGGUUUUACAUUGGUUUUAUUUCACUCAGGCUGAUAUCUCAAGAAACACCUUUUAAGAUAGCAGUUACUGUCAGCAGGUGUAAACUUUUGAGUCUUUUUUAUAACACUUUUUUAUAACACAGUUAUAAGUGUUUAUUUUCUUUAAUUAUUUCUUAUUUUUUCUGGCUUUCAUGAAUUCUUAAGAUCAGCCUCAUUUGAAAAAUUGAAAACUUACACUUUGUAUCUUUCAAAGUUUGUAUCUUUCAUCCCUGGCAAGACACCCUAGAACAAAGCGCGGUAGCACAGAGUGGCGACACCUUGUGGCCAUAGUCAAAUAUGUGAUGGGGUCUUGUGACAAGUGAGCGGGGAUGGGAGCUUUUUCUGAGCUGAAAGCCAUUGACAAGGGUGGGGACUUGGCGACCACUUGUGGAGAAAUGCUCUUAAAAUUUUGAGGAAACCAAGAAGAAAUUCAUCACCAGUUAUUUGAAUCUCUGGAAUAAGAGGGCACUGUUGAGCUGCCUGAACAAGGAAUAGAAGGGAAGGAAAACAAUUUACCAGGUAAUCCGUGAGGCUAGAGGAAGCAGUUAGUCAAAGUCUGCUGGGACUUCCUAAUACAUUCUUGUUAUAAUAAUUUAGUCUUAGAGUACUGUGUAUUCUUGCACAUUACAAAAUAUUCUUCAUGCACACACACACAUCACUUAGAAACAUAAGGUGUCUAAAUAUGCUAAAAGAUUCUUGUAAAUUACCUUUUCUUCCUCUAACCAUUCUUUUUUUUUUUAAUAUUAGAACUCAAAAAUGCAUGACUUUACACAUUAAGCUUUUCACCUAUGUGGACAGAAGUUUGUAUUUUUUAUUUUCUUUUUGUAGACCUUGGGCCAUUUUUUCUUCUCCCAUUUUGAAUCAGUGAUUAACAUGUAAACAGUUACUACAAUAUUAAAUGAAUUUGUGACAAUUUUAUAGAAAGCCUGUAUUGUCUUGACUGCCUGUGCAUUUAUUAAUUUACCCGGCAUGCAUGCUGCUAUUUCACAUAUUGUUUCUGAGUAAUUGUUUACAGUAUUUACUCCUUUAUCACUUGAUUAGAUGAAUUUGCAUUCUCAGUCAAAUCUCUUCCAUUAAAUGAAUAUUUUCUAAAACUAAAAUUUCUCAGCUAAUAAUUACUGAGUUCUUACUAGAUGCCAGGCUAUGAUU